Chilo suppressalis (striped riceborer) is the source of this 2254-nucleotide messenger RNA. The record is from the annotation of a GenBank genome assembly. NCBI's taxonomy places the organism in Eukaryota, Metazoa, Arthropoda, Insecta, Lepidoptera, Crambidae.
CUUUAUCAAAGAAGCGUUCCACAGUAGCCUUCAUUGUGCACAGAUUUUUGCUCCUACUCCAGUCAUAAUAUUGUUAAUAAUUGUAAUUACAAAAGCCGACAGUCGAGUCAUACAACAAAAUGAAUCUGGUACAAGAUUUGGAAGAGAGUGAUCUUUUGAAGGGAAAAGAGAAGAAACUACCGUACCCGAAAGCAGUUGGAUUUAUUGUCACCAAUGAGUUCUGCGAAAGAUUUUCAUACUAUGGCAUGCGAACGAUCCUGUCUCUGUACCUCCGCGAUAAACUGGGCUACAGUACCGACGGAGCGACGGUGGUCUAUCACAGCUUCACAAUGUUUGCAUACUUCUUCCCGCUGAUCGGCGCCAUGAUAGCGGACGGAUGGCUUGGCAGAUUCAGAACAAUUUUAUAUUUGUCGUUGGUUUACGCAACGGGCAGUGUGUUUAUCUCACUUGCAGCAAUGCCACCGGUCAACCUACCGCCCUUAACAUUCACAAUAUUGGCGUUGCUGCUCAUUGCUUUUGGGACAGGCGGUAUAAAACCGUGCGUAUCCGCCUUCGGUGGCGACCAGUUCAAGCUUCCCGAGCAGGCGAAGUAUCUCGGAUACUUCUUCUCCCUUUUCUACUUCUCCAUUAAUGCAGGCAGUCUGCUCUCCACUUUCCUCACGCCCAUCUUGAGGGCAGAUGUCCACUGCUUUGGAGAAAACGACUGUUACUCCCUAGCCUUCGGAGUGCCUGGAAUACUUAUGAUUGUUUCUAUCUUAUUCUUCGUGGCUGGCAAACGCCUGUACAUUAUCAGGAAUCCUUCUGGAAAUAUCUUUGGCAGAGUUUCCGCGUGCAUUGGUCGUGGAGUAGUAAAGUCUUUCAAAAGCAAAGAAAAAAGAGAGCAUUGGUUGGAUCACGCGGACGACAAAUACGAGAAAAGCCUAAUCGAUGAUAUCAAAGGCCUCCUGAGGGUACUCGUGCUUUACAUACCCCUGCCGGUCUUCUGGGCCUUAUUUGAUCAACAAGGAUCAAGGUGGACUUUCCAAGCAGACAGAAUGAGGCAAGAUAUCGGCGGCUGGACACUGAAAGCGGACCAGAUGCAAGUGUUGAAUCCUCUUCUUAUCCUGAUUUUUAUCCCUAUAUUCGAAGUGGCUGUAUAUCCAUUCCUCUAUUGGUGUAAACUAGUGAAAAAACCACUACACAAAAUGAUUUGGGGAGGUAUAUUGGCUGCUUGUGCUUUCGUAAUUUCAGGAAUAGUCGAAAUCAAUUUAUUGCCGACAUAUGGUACACCGGUUGCCCCGGGAUUGGCACAGCUUAGAAUGUAUAAUGGUUAUAAUUGCAACUUCACUUUGAACGUUCCUCAUAUACAUGGCAAUGAAACUCAAGCAACCAUUACUCCACUUUCAGUUUAUGAACAUUUGGAUAUAGAAACUGAAAAUGUUUUAGACCUGCCAUACAAUAUACAUAGUCAAGGAGCAGGCGAUUGUGCCGACAUAGUAUACAAUGGUUACUUACACCUAAAGCAAGAAAAAGCUAAUUCAUUCUUCAUUUCUAGAAAUGGAGUAUCUAAUUUUACGGACAAUAAUGACAAGGCCAUCGACAGUGUCAAUGUGAGAUUUUUAUCAAACGUGAACGGAGUGGCGCAAAUAAAACUAGUGGAAAUACAAAAGAACCGAACGAAAUUAACUUUGGCCAGCAAUGAUAUCAAUCAAAAGUCGAUUGAGGCCGGAACUUAUGAUAUUGUCGUAGAUGGACAGACUAUAUUAGCGAGCACUCCCCUAAGGGUGGGAGCAGUUUAUACUUUUAAUUUAUAUCAAGACAACAAUGGAGUCUAUAUGGUCAAUCCUGUGAUGAUAACUCCAUGGAACUCUGUGCACAUACUGUGGCUAGUGCCCCAGUACAUAGUGAUGACGAUGGGCGAGGUGAUGUUCUCAGUGACUGGACUUGAGUUCUCGUUCACGCAAGCGCCAGCCAGCAUGAAGUCCGUCCUGCAGUCUGUAUGGCUGCUCACUGUCGCCUUCGGGAAUCUGAUUGUCGUGCUAAUUGUAGAAGGAAAGUUCUUGGACGCCCAGUGGAAAGAAUUCUUUUUGUUCGCUGGCUUGAUGUUGGCUGACAUGAUGGUUUUCACGGGAAUGGCCUGCCGCUACAAAUACGUGGAGCUAAAGUCCAGCACCGAAGACUUGCCGCAGGUGGAGGAGAUCAGACUUCCAGAGAAGACGAGCCAGAAGCCAGAGUGAUAUCUAAAGAACAAUAAAUAUUUUUAUUAGAGUACCAA